AUGUCGGCCCCUUCCCAAAAAUUCCAAGAAAGUGAAUUACUUCAAUAUACAGCUGAAUUAUACCUGGACGAACGUCCUGAAGAACGCCCUAAAGAAUGCCCUGAUGAACGCCCUGAAGAACACCCUGAAGAGUGCCCUGAAGAGUGUCCUGAAGAGCAUUCUGAAGAACACCCUGAAGAACGCCCUGACGAAUCACGCCCUAAUGAAUCAUCAUCUCAAGG
Racocetra persica is the source of this 221-nucleotide messenger RNA. NCBI's taxonomy places the organism in Eukaryota, Fungi, Glomeromycota, Glomeromycetes, Diversisporales, Gigasporaceae. The record is from the annotation of a GenBank genome assembly.